Messenger RNA from Ziziphus jujuba (common jujube), 2634 nucleotides. RefSeq names its product tyrosyl-DNA phosphodiesterase 1. Bases 377 to 2398 code for a protein of 673 amino acids. The transcript is spliced from 16 exons. The record is from RefSeq and is a predicted model, not a curated record. Gene Ontology annotation, molecular function: 3'-tyrosyl-DNA phosphodiesterase activity; double-stranded DNA binding; protein binding. NCBI's taxonomy places the organism in Eukaryota, Viridiplantae, Streptophyta, Magnoliopsida, Rosales, Rhamnaceae. Gene Ontology annotation, biological process: single strand break repair; double-strand break repair. Gene Ontology annotation, cellular component: nucleus.
GACAUCACAAUUUCUAGUUUUUUGUUAAUUGAAUUGGAGGAACUUGGGAAGCUGUGAAAUGACACCAAGUUAGGCGAUUGAAAAACUUGUAUUUUUCCGAGCAAACCGAAAAUUCCAAUUUCUCAGCUUUGGCCACAGGUCUUAGCGAGAGUCUCGGUUUCUUUCUUCUUAGUGAAUCAAAAAUUCGGUGCCUCAGGCUUUUCGCAGUUGCACAAGCUCUCUUCUGUCUUCUCUCUUACUCGGCCUGAACUCUCACUCUUCACUUUCUUUCUCUAAAACCCCCUCACAUUCUGCUACUCCCCAAUGUUUUUCUUGGACUCCGAAUAAAGUGGCCUUGUCUCUGUCCUUUGGUUCUCAUGCAACCAAAUACGCUUCCAUGGCUGCUCAACCUCAGAUUGGUCGUUUGGUUCCGCUUAACGAAAGGCUAGAAGAAGACGCUUCAAUCCCCCAAAUACCCAUUUUUCAAGGCGUGAACUUUAUAGGGCGCGACAGCAUUUCCCUUUCGGACAAAAGACUCAGCCGCAAGCAUCUCACUCUCAACGUUUCUUCGGAUGGCUCGGCUAGUUUAAUCGUGGAAGGAACCAAUCCGGUUGUUGUUAAUUCUGGGAACAGUAGGAAGAAGCUGUAUUCUCGGGAAAAUGAGACUGUUAUUGGUGGUGAUAUUAUUGAGUUGAUUCCGGGGCAUCAUUUUUUCAUGUAUGUGAUGUUGGGUGGUGAUAAAAAUGCAUCUUUUCUUGAUACUCAUAAGAGGGUUUCAGAUGAUGGAAUUGAACCUGGUAAAGGUGAGGCGAAGAGGUUGAGAGUUGUUUCUGAAGAUAAAGUUUCUUCGAGAAAUCCUAAGACUGUUGAGGUGGAAAUCAAACGGAGAGUGGAAGAAAGCAAUGUAGUGACGAAGUCUGGGAACUCAUUGUCCAAAAGAGACACUGAUGGUGAGGCCAUUCGCCAUUUUCAAGUUCCAAAGGAUAAAUUACCGCUCACCUUUCGACUCUUGCGGGUUCAAGGACUCCCUCAGUGGGCAAAUACGUCAUGUGUUUCCAUAGGGGAUGUGAUUGAGGGGGAUAUCCAUGUCGCCAUCCUUUCUAAUUACAUGGUAGACAUUGAUUGGCUGAUACCUGCAUGUCCUACACUUGCGAAAAUCCCUCAAGUGCUGGUGAUUCAUGGUGAGGGUGAUGGUAUAGUGGAUCAUAUGAAGAGAAAGAAACCUGCAAAUUGGAUUUUGCACAAACCACCAUUACCAAUCUCAUUUGGUACGCAUCACUCAAAAGCCAUGCUUCUUGUGUAUCCUCGAGGAGUUAGAAUUAUUGUACACACUGCAAACUUAAUAUUUGUGGAUUGGAACAACAAAAGCCAAGGUUUGUGGAUGCAAGAUUUCCCCUGGAAAGGACAAAAUAGUCCAAGCAAAGGAUGUGCAUUUGAAAAUGACUUGAUUGAUUAUCUCAGUGCACUGAAGUGGCCUCAGUUCUCUGUUAAUUUGCCAACGCAUGGAAGAUUCAAUAUCAACCCAUCAUUUUUCAAAAACUUUGAUUACACCAAUGCUGAGGUGAGGUUAAUUGCUUCUGUUCCUGGAUAUCAUAACGGUACCAGUUUGAAAAAGUGGGGACAUAUGAAGCUACGCACUGUUCUGCAGGAGUGUACCUUUGAUAAGGAGUUCAGGAAGUCUCCUCUUGUUUAUCAGUUCUCCUCGCUUGGUUCAUUGGAUGAGAAGUGGAUGGCAGAGUUUGCAUCUACAAUGUCGUCUGGUUCAUCAGAAGAUAAAACUCCUCUUGGUCCUGGAGAGCCACUAAUUAUAUGGCCUACUGUAGAAGAUGUCAGAUGCUCUUUAGAGGGUUAUGCAGCUGGAAAUGCCAUUCCAAGUCCAUUGAAGAAUGUUGAGAAAACAUUCUUGAGGAAGUAUUGGGCAAAAUGGAAGGCAAGCCAUACAGGGCGUUGUCGUGCAAUGCCACAUAUAAAGACAUUCACUCGUUAUAAUGGUCAGAAGCUUGCUUGGUUCUUGCUUACCUCAGCUAAUCUAAGCAAAGCUGCCUGGGGAGCACUGCAGAAGAAUAAUUCCCAACUCAUGAUUCGAUCAUACGAGCUGGGAGUGCUGUUUCUACCAUCUAAAAGAUGCAGUUCUGGAUUUUCUUGUACCGCAAAUGACUAUCCACCAGAGGAUAAAUGUGAAUCAUCAGAAAGUUCUAGAGAAGGGAGAACAGAACUGGUAACUCUGAACUGGGAAAGAAGCUCGAAUACAGUUUCAUCAUCAGGAGUAAUUACAUUGCCUGUGCCUUAUGAACUCCCUCCUCAACCAUACUCAUCUGAAGAUAUACCUUGGUCUUGGGAUCGAAGAUAUAACAAGAAGGAUGUUUAUGGUCUGGUUUGGCCCCGGCAUGUACAGCUUUAUGCUUCUCAAGAUUCUUGACCUUCUUCCUACUAGAUGUGUUUUUUCUUGUAUUUUUCAACACCUGGAUUUUCCCUCUACUUCACUCUGGUUCAUAGCGAGUAUUAAAUAUAAUUAGCUUUGCCACAUGAUUUCUAGACAAGCGUUGUGUAGAUCUUUCUGUCCGAUAACUUCCAGGUCUGCGUAUGGCCUGUUUUAUUUAUUUGUUGUUGCCAAAAAAACCUAGUUUGUUAUUAUUAUUAUCAUUAUUUUGGAAA